Molecule: messenger RNA, 924 nt
Organism: Symbiodinium sp. CCMP2592
Lineage: Eukaryota; Dinophyceae; Suessiales; Symbiodiniaceae
Source: the annotation of a GenBank genome assembly
AUGGGGAAGGAGGGCCGGCGUCGACUGAUUAACGAAGGAGUGUCUGCCGACCUAAGCUCGCCGAGCUCGUCCCUGUCCUCGAGAGAGGGCGGACAGGAAGCUCCAUCUCCGAGCCGGGAAUAUCUGGCACAACCGGAAGUUGAUAUGCACGCCUCUGCCAGUGCAUUCAUCACGGAGCCGGAGCUGCCAAGUUGGGAGGAUUCAUCAUACUGGAUAUCUAUGGUCAAGCAGAGCAUCUCUUCCAGUAUCUCGGAACGUGAGACGCUUAUCGCCGAACUGAAGCAGGUUCUGCAGGCGGCAGUCCGCGAGCGGGGAGAGUGGCAAAAGAAGGUCAAGGCGAUGCGGCGUUUCCGCAUCCCUCCGGAGCCGGGCCACUGGCAUGAGUCGGUAACCUCUGCACUGACCUGGAGGAUGCGUGAGGUCGAAGCCUUGCAACGCGAAAUCACGCUGCUGGAAAUGAGGCAAAGGGGAGAGCAGCGCGACAUGUGCCAGCUCCAGGCGAGGCAAAGCAAGAGGAGUGUGGGAGCAGAGGCUAGCCGGUCUUUUCACCGCCGGAGCUCCGGUGCACUCACUUGUCGGGAAAGCUCACAAUCCGGCUCUCUUGGAUGGGCUGGCAGCCGGGCAAGACCAAAGCCUGUGACCUCAAGCAAGCCGAGAUCUCUUCAUGUGAUCCUAGAGCCCAACCUUGGGUCUUUGGUGCGCCGGCGGCAAAGGACAGAGGUGCAGCCCCUUUCCGGGGGCCUUUGUUCUCGAGCCAGAAGAGGUGACACAGAGGUCUACAUGUGGGGAUGGGAGCCCAACGAUGCCUGCUUCCAGGAUCGAGAGUUUGCGUUGUCGUCGUAUACCUUGCCGGACGUUCCCCGUCUGGGGCACCGAGAGGCCAUUGUCGAGGCGCAGCUCCUCCACGAAGUGAUGAGCGGCUGA